AUGGAAAGAAAUGAUAAAAAUGCAGCUAUAAAUGUUAACAACUACACAGUUCAUAAGGUAGAUGGGACACAGAUGUUCAGCUUCGAAGGAAAACAUUGUAAUGGGACAUUUGAUCAAUUUGUUUGCUGGCCUUACUCACCCCCAGGAAAUGUCUCUGUUCCUUGUCCUUCAUAUUUGCCGUGGUUGGAAAAUGGAAGCAUAGGAAAUGUAUACAGAGUCUGCUUGGAUGAAGGGACUUGGCAAACAAAGGAAAACUCCACAGACAUUUGGCGUGAUAGUUCAGAAUGUUCUGAGAAAAAUAAUUUCAAAAAAAAUGAAGAAGAACAUAAAUUACUUACCAUAUUACAGCUGUUGUACACUAUAGGAUAUUAUUUUUCUCUCAUCUCACUUGUAUUGGCUCUCCUUAUACUUUCUUUACUCAGAAAACUUCACUGCACAAGAAACUACAUCCAUAUGAACUUAUUUGUAUCUUUUAUCUUGCGUGCCACAGCAGUUCUUAUAAAAGACACUGUAUACUACAAUAUUUACUCCAAAAGGCCAAAUGAUGAAACUGGAUGGAUGUUGUACCUCAGUCCUGAGAUUGUAAUCAUUUGCAGAACUGCCCAGUUUUUCAUGCAUUACUUUGUUGGGGCAAAUUAUUUUUGGCUAUUAGUAGAAGGAAUUUAUCUGCAUACGUUAUUGAUAACUGUUGUACUCUCUGAAAGACGACUGCUACAGAUGUAUAUUGUGAUAGGAUGGGUUGUUCCUAUCCUGUUUGUAGGCCCUUGGGGAAUAACCAGAUCAAAACUGGAGAACACAGGGUGCUGGGGAACAAAUGAACACAUGGGAAUCUGGUGGAUCAUCCGAGGACCAAUGCUGUUUUCCAUUGCAGUUAACUUUGGCAUCUUCUUAAAAAUUCUCAGGAUGCUGAUUUCCAAACUAAAAGCUCAGCAAAUGAGCUUUAAUGACUACAAAUACAGAUUGGCAAGAUCUACACUUGUGCUGAUUCCAUUGUUGGGGAUCCAUGAAUUUGUAUUUACCUUCAUCACUGAUGAACAGGUGGAAGGACUCUCAAGACAUAUAAGACUUUUCAUUCAGCUGACAAUGAGCUCUUUUCAUGGUUUUUUUGUAGCAGUUUUAUAUUGCUUUGCUAAUGGAGAGGUGAAAGCAGAGCUCCAGAAGCAGUGGUCCCGCUUCCUGCUGGCAGAUCCCUUUGGCUGUAGACUCUGUUUUCUUGGGGAAAACAUAAAAUACCUCAGGAAAUGUUCACAGAAACAAAAAACCCAGCACCUCAGCAGCAAACACCACUUGUGCCUAGAGGCAAGUGAGCCCUGGGGCAUGCAGCUCCAGCAGGUGCUAGUGAAGCAGAGGACAGAUCUCAGCCCAGAGCCAGGCUAUGCUCUCCCAUCUCAUCCAGGGGCAAGCAUGUCAGACAGCAGCGAAGGAGAAGUCACCACUGGAGAGACAACUGAGGAAGUCUUUGAAGAAAGUGAGAUUUAG
Molecule: messenger RNA, 1479 nt
Organism: Cariama cristata (Red-legged seriema)
Lineage: Eukaryota; Metazoa; Chordata; Aves; Cariamiformes; Cariamidae
Gene: GLP2R
Product: glucagon-like peptide 2 receptor
Exons: 12
Coding region: 1-1479 (492 amino acids)
Biological process (GO): adenylate cyclase-modulating G protein-coupled receptor signaling pathway; cell surface receptor signaling pathway
Cellular component (GO): plasma membrane
Molecular function (GO): glucagon receptor activity; peptide hormone binding
Source: RefSeq, a predicted model, not a curated record